This is a messenger RNA of Culex quinquefasciatus (southern house mosquito), 580 nucleotides long. RefSeq names its product C-type lectin 37Da-like. The transcript has 2 exons. Gene Ontology annotation, biological process: biological process involved in interspecies interaction between organisms. Gene Ontology annotation, cellular component: external side of plasma membrane. The record is from RefSeq and is a predicted model, not a curated record. The coding region runs from base 95 to 580 and encodes 161 amino acids. Lineage: Eukaryota; Metazoa; Arthropoda; Insecta; Diptera; Culicidae. Gene Ontology annotation, molecular function: carbohydrate binding.
GUCAGCAUCGCGCGUUUUCGAUUAAUUAAUUUGCAUAAACGUGUCAAAGCAGAAUAAGAUAAAACUUAAAAUACCCAAGUCAGUGACUACAAAGAUGAUGCAGGUUAAACCAUUUCAACUUGUUCUAAUAGUGCUUUCUGUUCGCUUUGCCGUUGCAAACGGUGAAAAGAAGUAUCAUAUUCCUGUCAUCAAGGCCAACUGGUUCAAAGCCGUCGAAUUUUGCCACUCGCUCGGGAUGCAGCUGGUCACGAUCGAUUCGCGGGAGGAAAACGACGCCCUGGCAAAGUUCAUCCAAAGCACGGACAAGUUCAACGAGCUAAAGAAUGAAUUUUGGAUCGGCGGGAGUGACCUGUCGGAGGAGGGCACCUUUUCGUGGCAUGGGACGGGCAAGCUGGUGACGUACGCGAAUUGGUCGGUAAACGAACCGAAUAACUACCACGGGAUCGAGGAUUGCAUGCAGCUGGUGUACACGCCGAUGUAUGGACAGUUGUGGACCUGGAACGAUAAUAUUUGCAAGAAGGGCCACUUUUACUUCAUCUGUGAGAGUGUGCCGAAAGAGUGUAUUGAGGAGUUCAAAUGA